Funneliformis mosseae is the source of this 1503-nucleotide messenger RNA. The record is from the annotation of a GenBank genome assembly. Lineage: Eukaryota; Fungi; Glomeromycota; Glomeromycetes; Glomerales; Glomeraceae.
AUGACGACGAUAAAUUUAAGUUUAUGGGAAACUCCAAAUUUCCCGUCCCUUGAUAUUCUUGAAAGUCGAACCAAAGUAACGUUAGAAGCUUUGAAUAAAUGUAGAAUUUUGGAUAUCAAACUUCGAACAAAUGACGAUAAAAUUGAAAAUUUUAGUCGUGAAUUUAACACUUUAACUGAAGAGAGAGCUGUAGAAUCGCUAAGACUCUCAUUAUAUAUCGAGGAUGUUAUUAUAUAUAUACAAUUACUUUCAAAGGAAAAUACAAGUAUAGGAGUAAUCCUUGAAACUUUAUCUUCUUUAUUGGAUACGGCACAAAUUAGACAAAAAAAUACAAAGAAAUUGAAAAAAAAUUACGAAGAAUUUCUUGAAAGAUUUAAUAAAGAAGUUGACAAUGUCCCAAUAUAUGUUACUAGUGUCCCAAGUUAUCAUUCAACCGAGAAUCAAAUCGUCAUCAGAAACCCUCCCUCUAGAAAAUUCAUGUCUCUAGAGUCUUUAAAAAUUGGUGUAAUAUCGGCAUUAUUUGGUUAUAGUGUUUUCAAAUUUACUCGCAGUAAUUUUGGAUCAAAUGUCAUCCACCAAUUUCUUUCCACCACCGCGUUUACCACUUUCUUAUUAAAUUUCAUUGAAGAAAGUGUAGACAGUGGAGUUCGUAAGCCUGACGAACAAAAUCAAAAAAGUUCUGACAUUCCCGCUGAUGAAACGAAAGUUGAUUUUCCGAAAGAUGAAUUAUUGAAUGAUGAUUUUUCGAAAGAUAGCAAUUCCUAUUAUCAUACUAGUGAACCGAACCCUUUUUGCGGGACAUCAAUUAACGAUGAUUCAUCAGAUGCAUCAGUGCUUACAUCAUAUAUCAACAACAUAUUUAAUUAUUUUAAGGGAAAUAAAUCAAAGGAAAAUAUUACGAACCCACAUUCUGCUUCAAAAUCUACAACUGAACCAGCUUCGGAACCAGCUUCUUCUUCUGAGACAUUCAAUUACGUUGAAUCUUAUUCUUCUUUACCUUGUAAUGGUCAGUCAAGGAUUCCGGAAAAUAUAUCUCCAGGUUUGACGGAUCAUAGAAUUAGCAUACCAUCAGCUGGUUUUUUGAGUUUUGCGGCUUUUUUCUUAAUGUUUGGACUUUUGUGGCAAUUUAAACCCAAACAAUAUCGCUGGUGGAUGAAAUUUUUCGGGAAUGGUCAACAACGUAAACCACUAAAAAGAACUGAGGAAAUAAAACGACAACAAAACAUUGAAAAAAAUGAAAAAAUCUUGGUAAUUAAAGAAAAGCUUCCUAUUAUCGUUCAGAACGUUGGGAUUUUAGACCAAUUUUGGGAUAAUCAAAUCAUUAACAUUGAAGCGCAUAUUGAGACUUUAAAAUCAGUGGAUAAGAAUAAGGAAUAUAAAAUCCCGCGACAAAUAGUCAUUCCAAUUGAAGAACUUUGGACGAAACAACUUAAUGUAUGCAAAACGAAUCAUAUUCGCCUGAAAGAUCUUGUAACUCGUAAUUCUCUCCUAUCCAUUGAUUGA